UCCCUUAGUCACAUUUAGUCCGACUUCAGGCUGAGCAACAGAGAGAGAGAGAGAGAGAGAGAGAGAGAUGGGGCUCCAUUCACUGCUGCUGUUGCUCGCCCUCACUGGCUGCUCUGCCACAGAACCUAAAGGACCCACGGUGAUCUUCUUAAACUCAACCAUCCAACCAAACCAGUCAGAGGUAGUUCUGACUGCUGGUUCCAGCUUUCAGCUUAGAUGCCAGGGUCACGGCUCAGUGACCAUAUCCACCACUGCCAUUAAACACCUGCCAAAGGGUAAACUGAAUCCCUUGGAGGUCCUAAGGGUGACCCCCAGACACACCGGCACAUACCAUUGCAGGUAUACCAACCAGAGCCUGACCCACCUGAACACCUGGAUACACCUGUAUGUCAAAGACCCAGGUGACCCCUCCACCGUGUUCGUCACGCCUCGCCUCACGUUGCCUUCUCAUAAAGAGGAUGAUGACGUUCAGUUCAGAUGUCUUCUCACCGACCCAUCUGUCACAAAUCUCACCCUCCAGCCAGAGGAAAGGGGGAGGGACCUGCCCCCAGGUAUGAAUGUCACCUUAGACCCCCGAAGAGGAGCCCUGAUCACACACCUGAGGACUUCCUUUAAAGGCGGAUACGCAUGCUCAGGUUGGAGGAAUGGAACUGAGUUCAGAUCCAAACCAUUUCACCUCCUCGUUGCUCCAAGGCUGCGUCACCCCCCCUCCCUGUCAGUCAGCCAGGCUGAAUUGGUCCGUCUGAAAGGAGAGCUGUUUACAGUCACCUGUCAGGCCUGGAACCCUACCCACUUCGUCACCGUCACCUGGACACACCCACACAUACAGAACCUACCGGUCAGUGAAAGCCAGACCUAUGCCAACAGGCACUUGCACAUCAACAGUACUCUGACCAUCUCCGCCAUCAACCGGUCCCACAGUGGACUGUACACCUGUACUGCUGUUAACGAAGCUGGGGUGGCCACUGCAACCACCCACCUGAGUGUGCUGGAUCAGCCAUACCUGAGAAUCUACCUGAGCCUUCAGACUGCGGAUUCCCAACAGGCCUCUGAUGACCAGUUUGGGAACUUCAGCGGGGGAAUAGAGGAGACAAGCGAGGAACCAACUAAUAUCAGCGUCGCUUCAGAGGAACAGCAGGGGGAACUUGCUUUUAACGUCACUGGUAGCAGCACAGGCAGAGACAGCGGUGGUAACAUCAGUGGAUCCAGGACAGUGGAGGUGCAUGAAGGUCGAGACCUUACCUUCACAUUGAUCAUGGAGGCCUAUCCUCCAAUCAGACAGCAUCACUGGACGACACCACAACAAGUAAACAAUAACGGCAGCAAUGUGUUUGAGACAAGCUACACUGCUAAAGGCUACAGCAGGUCGGAGGCAAGCAUUCUGCUGCGGCGGGUGCGUCAGGAGGAUGGAGGUCGAUAUUCUUUCCGUUUUUCAAACACGUUCUUUAAUGGGACACAGGACAUGGAACUGCGGAUCUACCGUACUCCGACCGUCAGGAUCACUCAGCAGAACCACUCCCUGGUGUGCAGCAGCUCUGGUUACCCGUCGCCAACCCUCUUCUGGUUAACCUGCACUGACAUGUGUGACAACAGCUCCACCUAUCAGGUGUCUCCAUCUGCUGAAAGCUCAGAGGAAGGGGGGGAGGUGAGGACGCUCUUCCCACUGUCUGCUCAUGAUGAACACAUCACCAUCAUGUGUAAGGCGUACAACCUGGUGGGCGAGUCUGAUCAAGUCUUUGUCCACCGUUCUACAGGACUUCCCACCAUCUUCACUCCGGCUAUGAUUGGAGCUCUGAGUGUUUCCUUCGUCCUCCUCCUUCUCCUGUUGGUUGUGUUUCACAAGUACAGACAGAAACCAAAGUAUGAAAUUCUGUGGAAGAUCAUUGAGAGCAAUGAUGGGAACAACUACACCUUUGUUGACCCUACACUGCUGCCGUACAAUGAGAAGUGGGAAUUUCCUCGAGACAAACUACGACUUGGUGCCGUCUUGGGCUCCGGAGCGUUUGGAAAGGUAGUUGAAGCCACGGCGUACGGUCUGGGAACAGAGAACAAGGCCACCAGAGUCGCUGUCAAGAUGCUCAAACCGAGCGCUCACUCAGAGGAACGGGAAGCUCUGAUGUCAGAGCUGAAGAUCCUCAGCCAUCUUGGUUACCAUGACAACAUAGUAAACCUGCUGGGAGCGUGCACACAGGGAGGCCCCAUGCUGAUGAUCACAGAGUACUGCAGCCAUGGUGACCUGCUCAACUUCCUGCGGGCUCACACUCAGGACUUCAUGGCGUCCAUGAUAACCAUUGACGAGCUUGGGGACGAGGUGUUCUAUAAGAACAUGCCACCUCAGCAGGAAAAGCUGCGCAGUGACAGUGGGAUCUCAUGUUGGUCAGAGUACCAGGAGAUGCAACCGGCCCUGAGUCCACGUCAGAUUGACUCUGGUGAUCACAUGUUGAGUCUGUCUGUCUGCGAUCUCAUGAGGUUUUCCUACCAUGUGGCGCAGGGCCUUGACUUCCUGUCCUCCAGAAAUUGCAUCCACAGAGACGUGGCGGCGAGGAACGUCCUGCUGACGGACUGCAGGGUUGCAAAGAUCUGUGACUUUGGUUUAGCUCGAGACAUUCGAAAUGAUGACAGCUACAUCGUUCAGGGAAAUGCCCGGCUGCCGGUGAAGUGGAUGGCUCCAGAGAGCAUCUUUCAGUGUCUCUACACAGUGCAGAGUGACGUGUGGUCCUACGGAGUCCUGCUCUGGGAGAUUUUCUCACUGGGUAAGAGCCCAUAUCCCAAUGUUAUUGUGGACACCAACUUCUACAAGAUGAUCAAAGAUGGUCACCACAUGGAGCAACCAGAGUUCGCUUCAAAUGAAAUGUAUCACCUGAUGAAGCUCUGUUGGAGUCUGGAGCCCACACACAGACCGACUUUUAAAACCAUUGGUCAGCUCAUCAGUAGGAUCCUCCCGUUGGCCAAUGACACUCUGCCUGAUCCCAGAGACCAGGUGAUGUAUAAAAACAUCGAUGAAAGCAGACCGGAAGAUGAGCAAGAGGAGGUCAGAGGUAGAACACUGAAGAGAAAAGAAGAAGAGCAAGUUUUCUUGCUCACAGAUCGCCGUGACAACCAUGAAGGCGGAGAGGAGAGGGAGCCGAUGAUGAACAACAUCUACCAGCUCUCCUGAUCCUGCUGUCUGUCACCUAAACCUUACAGACAUGCAGUGAAGUCACAUUAAUAAUAGAAAGUCAGUGUCAAUUUAUUUUAACACCAAAGUGCUUUAUCAAUCAAAGAAAAGAACCAUAUAAAAAGUCAAUAAAGCAUAAUCUGGUGUAGAAAGCUCCCAGACUGCUGGAACUAAAAGCUAAGGAAAGAAAUUAGAAACGUUUCCAUGGUUUUUAUUACAGGCACCAUAGGAGCAGAAAAGGUUGAAUUUCACUAUCCACCCUCAGAUUGUGGUCGAGUCAACCAACCUUUACUUUGUGGAGAAAUUUCAGAAGUUUAGAUUGGCGCUGUCUAGUUUAAUAGGCUGGGAAACCUGAGUGUGAUCUACAAACCAAUGGAAAGCGUGUUUUCUAAAGACAACAUGUACAGAUUAAAUAUUAGCAGACCUAGAAUGGACCCAUGUGGUACCCCAUAUAUUAGACGUGCUGCAGAAGAGGAGUAGGACCAAGAAACAUCUGUUAAUCAUGAUGUAAAGCAGGUUAAGAUGAUGAGACUCCAACAGCAAACAGCUGCUGGAGCAGCAGCAUCAGAAUAUUACAGCUAAAACUAAACUAUGGUCAUUAGAAACUCUUCAGCUGGUCAUCUCUGUGCUAUGGCCAGAUCUAAAAUAAGACAAAAACCUUUAAUUGAUGCUCUUGGAUCUGAACCCUAGAGCUGAAUAAAAACUACGUUAGGCUAGUUCAGAUAUAAAAAGCUUAUUUUAUGACUGCAUGUUUAUAAGCAGCUAGAACAGAACAUGAAGAAAAGCAGAUAUGAUCCGACUCACAUUUUUACUUUAAUUUUCUAAGAAGAAAUCAUUUUGUCUGAUUUUGAUGAUUUUAUUCUUGAUGAAAGAUGUCUUCAUUUUUGUAUUUUAGUCAUAUAUUCUUCAGUGUUUUAUGUUAAACUUGUGUGUUCCUUCUUGUUUGAAACAUGUUACAUGUAAUAUGUUAAAAUAGUGUUUGAAUCAUACUGUGUCAUAAACCAAACAGAAAAUGACCUUCAGAGUAAAAGUCUGGGUCUGUCUGUUCUCAGCAUUAAAUGUUUUUACCUUACUAAGUUCUCAGAUGUUCUCCUGAGGUUCUCACCACAGAUGAUCUUCUUGAAUAAAUUCAGAUGAAUAAUG
Messenger RNA from Fundulus heteroclitus (mummichog), 4300 nucleotides. It is a transcript of the gene csf1rb, whose product is annotated as colony stimulating factor 1 receptor, b. Gene Ontology annotation, biological process: protein phosphorylation; cytokine-mediated signaling pathway; cell surface receptor protein tyrosine kinase signaling pathway. Gene Ontology annotation, molecular function: macrophage colony-stimulating factor receptor activity; ATP binding; cytokine binding. The record is from RefSeq and is a predicted model, not a curated record. Gene Ontology annotation, cellular component: signaling receptor complex; CSF1-CSF1R complex. NCBI's taxonomy places the organism in Eukaryota, Metazoa, Chordata, Actinopteri, Cyprinodontiformes, Fundulidae. The transcript has 22 exons. Bases 68 to 3157 code for a protein of 1029 amino acids.